AUGGCGGGCUAUCAACGGCACGAGGAUCUUUCGUCAUCCUCUGUCACUUCUAUUACCAUGGUUUCGGUGCCUGACCUGGUGUCCCAAUCUGAUCCGCUCUUCCCAGCCGUGCGGAUUCCCGCUCUCCAGCCCGAUCCAUCAUGCGAUCCAUCGCAUCAGGCAGAUCCUGCCUCAAUAGCUCUUCCUCCAUCGCCUUGCUUGUCGCCGCCGGCGACCAUGUCUGUCCCCAUCGCUUCGUCUGCGCCCGCGGAUCCGAACGUGGGGCAAGGUGAGUUCGAUGGCUCGGCCCGUUCCAGUCCCAAGUUAUUGGCCAAAUCUUCCGGACACAAGCCCGCGCUUCCAUCCAUGGUUCCCACGAUGCCUAUUUUCCCCAAGGAUGAUGCUGGUCUCCAGGUUUCGUUUGAGGAUUUUGCCACCCGGUAUCGCCAGAGCCAGCGCAAGCAGGCCCAAAGAAAGCGACUAGAGGAACGCCUGCGUGCAACCAAGGUAUCCAUUGGUGUCUCUGCGCGCAUGAUCCGUGUCGGCAACGCGGUCCAACGGGGUCUUGUCGAAGCUCUCAAGCACGAUGAUAAGAUUAAUUUCGUGGCCAUCUAUCAUAUGAUGUAUGACCUUCAGGAUUCCUGUGCACAGAGUGCCCGCUGCGACGAGCAUCAGGAUCUCCCAAACGACCAGGAACAGCCCUCGGACCGCGAAUUGGAUCGCUCUUCUGAUUUCUUUAAUCAGCUUAGUCCCCAAUCCCGGGCAGACUUGCUGGAAAUUUUGCGACUGGUUCGCUCUGACCCACAGUUUUUGGUUGAUCGUCUUCGCAGCUUUACCUCUGCUCAAUUGACCGCGCUCACUUCACCGUCCACUACCUUGGAAUCUGGAGAUCCUGCGUUUCCCUCAUCCCGUUCUCGGAGCCAAUAUGCCUUUAGUCGAAACCCGGUCCAGUCUACCUCGUUUAAGGACCAUGCGUAUGCCUUUGAAAGGACUGACCCUCUGUCAAUCUUGCUUUGUAACGUUUUUGCCGCGCCACUGGAGCACGAGACGCCCGAGGCCAGACUACGCCUGGAUGUGUGGUCAACUGUCUGCGCCCAACUAAUGUCCCACGGCAGCAGUAAAUUCUACCCCCUGAUUGGCCAAAUUCUUUCUUCCUGGUCCACUGGCAGCAAUUGGAAAGCUCGUCCCAAAUUUGAACUCUACCUCAUGGAUAUCUUGCAAACUGGUGCAUUUCUUUUGGAGCACAUAGAAACCCCUGCCGGAUUGGGCUCUGCCGCCGAGGCUCUGGACCCUUUGCGAACGGAUGCUGCUGAAGAGUUCUUUGCUUCCGCUGUUGAUGAUCUCUUCCGAGUGCUCGAUGAUGCAGAUGGUGGUUUCCCUCGUGCAGUCCUGCAAUUUGCCAAGGCCGUCCUACAAAAACUGGAAACUCUUGACAGCCGCAGCCGUUUUCUUGAGUAUUUGUUUGUCCAGUGGUUCUUCCCGAAAUUUCUCUACAGCACAUUGACGUAUCCUGAGACACACGGGCUGCUACUGGACUUUCAUAUUCGAAAAGAUGCUCGUGAGAAGUUGCUCGGCCAGGUCGGGCUGCGGGCCUAUUCUCAAGUCUUCGCUGUUUUGCGGUCCAUGCAUCAUUAUUCGAUUCUGAGACCGUCUAUCAAACAGCAUGUUGACAAUAUGCUCGCUCGCUUCCAGUCUACGGUUCCCUCUGAACCGUACACGGCUGAGCUAUCUGCACAGGCCGAGAGUGCACCUCGCCGUGACUCUUCCUCGACAUUUCUCUUACUAUCUGCGACUGAUGUACUUACUUUACUAGACGCUCUUUUCCCACAGACUUGUUCAUCACUUCAUUCUUCGCCUGUCUGCGCUUCAGUCCCAUCUUGGUCAUCCAACCUCUCGCCAACAAAUAGCCUCCGUCAUGAGCCUUUGUUUGAGCCUGGAUUCUUCCGGUCAACCUAUGAGACGCUCCCUCGACCGACAUCGCAGAAUGGUUCCAUUUUCUCGAUGGAUUCAUCUUUCUCCCUUCCUGAGAAUGGCCUGAGUCAAACUGCUGCUCGGAUUCGAUUUGAAUUGACAGAUUUAGACGAGCCGACUGAGCGAGCCCGAUUGGAGCACCCAUCUGUGGAACAUUGGACAAUAUUUUCCGUUGCGCAAGAUGGCCUUGCACUAACCUGGAGUUUACUUCCGGACUAUGGAGGCGAGCUGUCUCGGCAAUCCGCAGUCGAAAGUGAUGACGAUACUCAUUCCACCAACUUAGGCCUAGAAGAAAAUCAUGAGGCCCUGCAAACUGCCAUCAUUCGUCUCGUUAGAGAAAACCACGUCUACGAUUCGGAAUAUUGCGAUCGACAAUCACCCGCUGUAACAUUGAAGCAAAGAUUUAAUCAAGCGAUGUCUGCUUCACACAACUAUUCAGACUUUGUCGGCGCGCACUACUGGUGGAAUGCUUCACGACAGCUUCGACAAGGAAUGGAUUCAUCACAGGCUGCGGGGGAUUCGUGGAUUCUAGGUCCAAUGCAUAACUCAUGUGCUCGCUCUUUGAGCAAAUCACGAACUAUCAUUGAACGUUGCGAAAGUGAUUUUGUCUCCUUGGACCAGAGUCUACGCCAAUUACAAAGUCGAGUCAAGCAGAUGAUGACCACAAUUACCAAGAUCCGCAACAAAAUGUGGUACAUGACCGACGUCAAGAACUCCAUGCGGUAUGAAGAAGCCAGACAUGUCGCCAUGGCUCUCAAAACGAUGAUAUACUCGGCCAGGCCGUAUACCGAGGUGCCUGAGGACACCCGUUCUCGUAGUGGAGCCCGGUCCCUUGGGGGUUCAUUGUUUCAAAAACCCGAGUUACAAGUUAUGAACAUGAUGAAGGCGCCCAGCAGCCAAGGUGGCCCGAAGAAACUCUCCGAUGAGCAAGUUGAGCUGACUCGAAAGUGGCUGGCCCACAACGGGAUCGAGAACUUCUGCAAGGGCGAAGAGCGCAUUCAUCGAUUUUGCUAUGAAGUUCGCACUAGCAUCACUCGGCUUGUUGGUGAAACAAUGUCCGAAACGCCUGUUCUGUGGGCUAGCGAGCUAUUCCAAAGAGAAAGGCUGAGAUAUGAGGGCUAUGGCUCCCGUGGUUUUCCUGGGUUCUCUUUGCCUACUACACCGAGACCUUCGACAACUGCCAGCGAAGACCCGACACAAUCCCAACUCCAUGGACUCAAUAUACCCUUACCCGACUCACUCUCUCGACUGUCUCAAGAUCUUCCAUCACUUGGUCGCAAGUCGUCCAUUCAAAGCCUGAUAUCAGACAAAUACAGGGCACCGCGAGAUGUACCAUCCGCUGACAUGUCUUCAAUUGGAGGCUCACCUGGCCGUGCGGCCUCCACAUCAACCGGCGAUACAUCAAGCACAUUUUGGUCUGUACCGCAACGACAUCCUAUGUAUGCAGCAAGUGUGUCGAGUGUCUAUUCUCGGCCCCCAUCCAUGUUCAGUGAGACUGCCACAAGACAGCCCCAUCGGCCCGAGCGCAAGACACAUGGCAAAGCUGCGUUCAUGGAUGAUCUACGGCAAACGCUCACUAGUCUGCUCUUGAGUGAUCUUGGAUCUCCCGUAUGGAGCUGUGGCAGCGAGACCGACGCCUGGUUCACAAAUGCCCUUGAACAACCACGCAUUCGCGUCCAGAUGCAGAGACGUGCUGCAAUUGACAAAUUCUAUGCGGAAUAUGAUGCACGGUCCAAACAUCUUCGUGAGAAUCGACCGCCGAGGGGUCGUCGGAGUAGGUCUCUUGAUGGCUCUCACCAAUCCAAGCGUAAGAGCCCCAGGACCGAUACCUUGAAUGCGGAGGACGUACAAUUCCAAUCUGACGAUCAAUCGUCGUUCUCUUACAAAUCAAUCUUUCACCAACUUAUCGAGGUAUUUUCGCGUCAUGGAAACCCUUUUAUUAAGUUAAAUGCCCUGCGAGACCUCCGGUCACUCGUGGUGGCAUCCCUGAAUUCACCCCACGACCAAAUCUCAUCGGCAAGCGCUGCCAACCCAUCGUCUACGCCAGCUGAGGGUGCGAGGAUGCGAAAUAGCGUCUCUCUCCCACGCCAGCGAAGUAUCCGCCAUAGUUUCUCCGAGUGCCAUGCGACCAGGGCGAACCAGAUGAACACUAAUCUACCUAUGCCCUCUCCUCCACAGUCUGUGACUUGUGGCUCGCGGCGGUCCGAAUAUGCGACCCCAUCAGAAAAUCAGAUCGUGGCGGCUCUUCGUGAUUUGAUUUUGGAAGUGAAGCCUAAGACUCUGUUCCGCGAUCUCCAAUUCAUCUCUGCAUUUGUUCCCGGAGACCAGCUGAGCAAGACUGACCGUGGCACGGCCUUCCUUCAAUUUGGAUUAGCUGCACUGAGUCUCAAAGACGAGGUUUGCCUCAGCAUGAUCGAUAUUGCCGACCGAAUCGUCUCCCAGGAGCUCAUGCGACGGCAUCCGCUUCCUGGAUCUGAUUUCUAUCCGCGACCGGGUCAUGCCAUAGAGGAUGCGGCGGCGAUGUGGAUCAUCACCGCCAAAGAGGGCAACCCUGUAGCACAGCGUGAGCUCGCCAUACUCUACCUCACUCACCCUGAACUCCUUCCGCGCGUUACCCUUCCACUGACCCGACCGCGGGAUACUUUCAAGGCGGAGAUGAUGUAUCGCCGUGGUAAGGACUCCAAGUCGGAUCCGCAAAGUAUGUGUCUGGCACUGCACUGGAUGCAGCUGUCCGCGAGUGGAGGUGAUCUUCUUGCACGCAAUCGUCUCCGUGAGCGCGAGGAAUUCGACUCUAUUGCAUGA
Messenger RNA from Penicillium macrosclerotiorum, 4752 nucleotides. RefSeq lists its product as uncharacterized. The record is from RefSeq and is a predicted model, not a curated record. Bases 1 to 4752 code for a protein of 1583 amino acids. NCBI's taxonomy places the organism in Eukaryota, Fungi, Ascomycota, Eurotiomycetes, Eurotiales, Aspergillaceae. The transcript has 4 exons.